GAAACUAGCACUGACAAUCAGACAGCGAGAACUAGCAGACGGUAGAGAGGAAGAAAUGGAGGAAAGUGACUACGUUUCAGAAUCAACUCCGGCGGCAGCGUUCCGGCUAAAAUGGGACGUGUUUCUGAGCUUCCGAGGCGAAGGCACCGGGAAUAACUUCACCGAUCUUCUCUACGACUCUCUCUUCUCCAAUGAGAUCCGAGUGUUUAGAGACAACGAUGGAAUGAAUCGGGGCGAUGAGAUAUCUCCGAGUUCGCUCGAAGCGAUGGAGGACUCGGCGGCGGUUGUUGCUGUUAUCUCGCCGAAUUAUGCAUCCUCGCAGCGGUGCCUGGAGGAGCUGGCCAGAAUUUGCGAGUUAAGGAAAUUGUUGCUCCCCGUGUUCUUCCAAGUAGACCCGUCGGACGUGAGGAGGCAGAAAGGGCCAUUUAAGGAAGCUAUUGAGGGUUUGGAGGCAAAGUGUGGAGUAGAGAAAGUGAAGAGAUGGAGGAAUGCCAUGGAAAGAACUGGAGGAAUUUCUGGUUGCGUUUACAACAGCUGAUAUAUCAUCGGGGACGACGAUUGGCAGUGCUAAAGGGUGUGAGGAACUCCACUAUUUUGAAGAAACUGAAGUGGGUAAAUGUUAAACUGAAACUUGUAAUUCUAUGUUGGCCUCUAGGGAUAUUGAUGUUCUGUUAUAGCAUUAUAGACUAGGCCACCCGAACUUGCAAUAUUUAAAACAUGCCUUUCCUUCUAUCUUCUUGAAUAAAACCAUUGUUGAUUUUCAAUGUGAAAUUUGUGAAUUUGCAAAAUAUUACCGCACUAUUUAUCCAAAGUCCACAUAUAAGCCAUCAAAACUAUUUACCAUAAUUCACAACGAUCUAUGGGGUGCCUCACGGAUUCCUAAUCGCACUCACACAAAAUGGUUCGUCACAUUUAUAGAUGAUCACAAUCGAGUAUGUUAGGUCUAUCAAAUAAAAGAAAACCCGACGUACUUUCCAUAUUCAUCAAAAUUCACAAAAUGAUUCAAACACAAAUUCGGAUCCUACGUACUGAUAAUAUAACUGAAUACUUCAAUACCUCCCUACGAGAUUAUCUGCAAGAACAUGGGAUUGUCCACCAAACUCAUGCGUCGAGACUCCCUAGCAAAAUGGGAUUGCCGAACGAGAAAAUCGACACAUACUUGAAGUUACCCAUACCAUAAUGUUCACUCCAAAUAUGCCAAAGAUAUUUUGAGGGAUGCUGUCUUAACAUCAACAUCUCUUAUCAACCGAAUGCCUAGUCGCAUACUUUCCCUCGAAUCACCUAUGCAAAAACUCAAGAAUUCUUUUCCCCAUUCUCGUCUAAUUCCUAACAUAUCCCUCUAAGGUGUUUGGUUGAAUUGCCUUUGCUCACAGUCAUUCCCAUAAUCGAGGAAAACUUGAUCCCUGUGCCUUUAAAUGUCUUCAUUGGAUACUCGCCCACUUAGAAAUGUUACAAAUGCUAUGAUCCAUCAACACGGAAAACAUAUGUUAGUCUGGAUGUCACGUUUUUUGAAAAGACACCUUCACAAAAACUUCUCUUCAGGGAGAGAAGCCUAGUGAAGAUAGGUUCUUAAAUCUUAAUACCUGCCCUAGGAAUAUCGAAAUCUCAUCCCCAAAGAACAUCGAAAUCUCACCUUCAAAACCUAAUAUGCCAUAUAUAGAGGAAAAUAUGAACUAAUGGGGAGAUUUAGGAGUACAAAAUGACACGGAGAUGCCAGUUCACUCACGGAAGCUAAAAUCAAGGUAUUAGGAGAAUCUCACACUUGAAGUGCCAAAAGAAUCAGAACCGAUGAUAGCUUCAGACCUAGCUCCAGAUUCCCAUGAAUUUGAAUCUUCAGAUACCGAUCUAUCUAUUGCACUCAGAAAACAAACUCGGUAAUGUACUUUCCACCCUAUCUUAAAAUUCAUAUCUUAUAAUACUCUAUAUACAGGGUUCCGCACUUUUACAUCCAAUCUUGACAGUACUGAAAUUCUAAGGAGCGUUCAAGAAGCUUUGAAAAUUCCCAAAUGGAGAGAAGUAGUGAUGGAGGAAAUGUGGGCAUCGGAGAAAAAUGAAACUUGGGAUGUGAUGGAUCUAUUGAGAGGAAAAAACCUAUAGGAUGUAAUGGGUCUUCAAUCUAAAGUAUAAAGCAGAUGAAACAAUAAAAUGAUAUAAAGCUCAGCUGGUUGCAAAAGGAUACCUUUAAACAUAUGGUAUUGACUACAUAGAGACAUUUGCACCAGUAGCCAAACUAAAUACCAUCAGAGUUUUUGUCCUUAGCAGCUAAUUUGGAUUGGGCUCAACUGGUUGCAAAAGGAUACACUCAAAUUUGGAUUGGCCUCAACUCAGCUGGUUGCAAAAGGAUGCACUCAAACAUAUGGUAUUGACUACACCUCUACAUUUGUACUAGAAGCCAAACUAAAUACCAUCAGAGUUUUUGUCUUUAGCAGCUAAUUUGGAUUGGCCUCUAUAACAACUUGACAUUAAAAAUGCAUUUCUCAAUGGGGAACUAGAAAAAUAAGCCUUUAUGUCUCUUACCACCAAGAUUUGAAAAAGGGGGUGAGGAGACUUAGGUGUGUAAACUUAAGAAAUCAUUGUAUGGCCUCAAACAGUCACCCAGGCCUGGUUUGAUAGAUUUGUAAAGGUGUUGAAAGACCAAGGUUAUCAACAGGGAAUAUCAGAUUAUACCAUGUUUUUCCAACAUUCAAAAAAUGGAACAAAGACCAUUUUAAUCGUAUAUGUAGAUCGCAUAAUCCUAAUGGGAGACAAUAUAAGCGAGAUGGGAAUAUUCAAGAAAUGUCUAGCAACAGAAUUUGAAGUAAAAGAUCUUGGACAAAUCUGGUAUUUCUUAGGGAUGGAAGUGGUAAGAUCAAAAAAGGGUAUCAGCGUCUCGCAACGAAAAUACAUUCAUGAUCUCCUAACAGAAACAGACAUGCUGGGAUGUUAACCAAGUGACAUACCUAUUGAUACAAGAAGGAAAAUAGUAGAUGAUGGAGACCCCGUUCAGAAGGACAAACAUUAGAGACUUGUCAGAAAAUUGAUCUAUCCCACACUAGACCCAACAUUGGCUUUUCGGUAAAUGUGGUAAACCAACAUAUGCACUCACCAAAACAUAUUCAUAUGAAAGCAGUAUAUAGAAUCCUCAGAUGUCUUAAAGGGACACUUAAAAAAGGAUUGUUCUUCAAGAAGAAUGAAAACAAGAAAGUAAAAGUCUUCACGGAUGCGGAUUGGAUAGGUUCAACAGACGAUAGAAGAUCAACUACUGAUUAUUGUACCUUUGUAUGGAGAAACUUUGUAACCUAGAGGAGUAAAAAGCAAAAUGUAGUGGCGAGAAGUAGUGCCUAAACUGAAUUUAGAGCAGUUGCACAAGGGAUAUACAAAUGACUAUGGUUGAAGAAGCUUUUGGAAGAAUUAUGGGCCACGGUAAAACUUUCAAUGAAGCUCUACUGUGAUAACAAAGCUGCAAUAAACAUUUCCCUUAAUCACGUUUAACAUGAUCGAACCAAACAUGUAGAAGUGGAUAGACAUUUCAUCAAAAAAAAUGUUGAAGAUGAAAUCAUUUGGAUGACCUACAUCCCUACUAGAGAACAAAUUUUGACAUAUUCACCGAAGGACUAUCUAUGCAAAGUUUUGCUGAUUUUGACCACAAAUUGGAAAUUGUCAACAUUUACCAUCCAACUUGAGGGAGGAGUGUAGAAAACGUGUGUAUUAGUGGAUUGAUACUUAGUGCUAUAUUUAGUCUAGUUCUUUCCUUCUAUUGGUAGUCACUUAGAUAAAUUAGGAAGUUCCUCUUUCUUCUCCUAAAUUAGGAGAUUCUUUUCCUUUUCUUCUUCUCAAUAUUGUACUAUUAAUAGAGUUGUAUAUUUCACUAUUGAAUAUGAAUUGAAGAACCUCCUUUCUUCAUAUAGACGGAUUAUUUUCCAAAUGGAAUAUAAGUCAAGAGCCUAGCCAAUUAAAAUAUAAAAAAACUAUUGAUAGUAUCAUUGAUUCUAUCAAUCUAGUGAAAACGAUGUGCUCCAUUAAUGUUGGUUCACAAAACUCUAAAUCGAGAAAAUUUAGUCAAGAGCCUAGUGAAUUACACUAAUGAAAAUCAAAAAGGCAAUUGAGACUAUCGAUUCCAUUAAACUAAGUAAGACGGGAUAAGAAAAAGGAAGAGAAAAA
Olea europaea var. sylvestris is the source of this 4140-nucleotide messenger RNA. RefSeq names its product toll/interleukin-1 receptor-like protein. NCBI's taxonomy places the organism in Eukaryota, Viridiplantae, Streptophyta, Magnoliopsida, Lamiales, Oleaceae. The transcript is spliced from 2 exons. Gene Ontology annotation, biological process: signal transduction. The record is from RefSeq and is a predicted model, not a curated record. Bases 56 to 538 code for a protein of 160 amino acids.